CCGGCAUUCUCGUGCAUUCAUCUUCCGGGUCGACUGAGAGUUCGCGUUCGCCGCUGCUGCACAGUCAGGAGCGUCUGCAAAGGAGGAGUGCUGCCUGUCCUGUUGAGCUCCUCCUGGUGUGUGAGUGUCGGGUGCAUGUGAACACCAUGGCAAGCCUCCUACGUGUUGUGGCAGCCACCUGCUCUACCCCUGUGUUCAGCGGUGUUUCCUGCAUCAAACUGCAGAGUGGCCCUACUGUCAAAUCUUCAUGCCUUCGCCUUUUCAGGACCUUUCAAGCUCUGGGACGAUGCGCCAGUCCAGCUGGAAUCCCCUACAAACAACUCACAGUCGGUGUUCCCAAAGAAAUAUUCCAGAACGAGCGUCGCGUGGCGUUGUCUCCUGCCGGUGUCCAGGCACUCAUCAAACAGGGCUUCAAUGUCAUCGUGGAGUCUGGAGCUGGAGAGACUUCCAAGUUCUCUGAUGAACAUUACACUCAGGCCGGAGCAACAAUUAAAGACAUUAAAGAUGUCCUGGCAUCUGAUGUGUUGGUGAAGGUCCGUGCUCCCAUUUUCAACCCCGCUUUGGGUGUCCACGAGACAGAGCUGAUGAAGGAAGCAGCCACGUUAAUCAGCUUCAUCUACCCAGCUCAGAACCCUGAGCUAAUGGAGCUUCUGUCCCAGAAGAAAGCCACUGUCCUGGCAAUGGACCAGGUCCCGCGAGUCACCAUUGCCCAGGGUUAUGAUGCUCUGAGCUCCAUGGCAAACAUCGCUGGGUACAAGUCCGUUGUUUUGGCAGCCAACAGCUUUGGUCGCUUUUUCACCGGACAAAUCACAGCAGCUGGGAAAGUGCCACCCGCAAAGGUGCUGAUCAUUGGAGGUGGUGUGGCUGGACUGGCAGCUGCUGGCACUGCCAGGGCUAUGGGAGCCAUUGUCAGAGGAUUUGACACCAGAGCCGCAGCUUUGGAGCAGUUCAAAUCUCUCGGUGCGGAGCCUCUGGAGGUACACUUGAAGGAGUCAGGAGAGGGCCAGGGAGGCUACGCCAAGGAAAUGUCUAAAGAGUUCCUAGAGGCAGAAAUGAAGUUGUUUGCCAAACAGUGUCAGGAUGUGGACAUUGUCAUCAGUACAGCUCUUAUUCCUGGUAAACGGGCACCCAUCCUGAUCACCAAACCAAUGGUAGAGAGUAUGAAAGAUGGGUCGGUGGUGGUGGACCUGGCUGCAGAAGCUGGAGGAAACAUCGAGACCACAGUACCUGGAGAGCUGUCAGUAUACAAGGGAGUGACACACAUUGGCUACACAGACCUGCCCAGCCGUUUGCCAACACAGUCCAGCACCCUGUACUCCAACAACAUCACUAAGCUGAUGCGAGCCAUCAGCCCAGACCAGGACAACUUUUUCCUGGAUGUUAAGGACGUGUUUGACUACGGGACCAUGGAUCAUGUUGUCAGAGGAUCAGUUGUCAUGCAGAAUGGAAAGAACCUGUUCCCUGCUCCUCAGCCAAAUAAUUUGCCCACUGCUGCUCCUCCUAAACCCAAGUCUGUCCAAGAGCUGGCGGCAGAGAAGGCUGCACAAAUCUCCCCCUUCAGGACCACAUUCACCACCGCUGGCGUGUACACUGGAGGUGUUGCCACCCUGCUCAGCUUGGGUCUGGCGGCUCCAAAUGCCGCCUUCACUCAGAUCGUCACUAUCUUCGGCCUCUCUGGCAUCGUGGGAUACCACACAGUGUGGGGCGUCACUCCAGCUCUGCACUCCCCACUCAUGUCCGUCACCAAUGCCAUCUCAGGUCUGACGGCUGUGGGUGGUCUGUCCCUGAUGGGAGGCGGCUACACCCCAACAACUUCUGCUGAGACACUGGCUGUGCUCGCUGCCUUCAUCUCCUCGGUCAACAUAGCUGGUGGUUUCCUGGUGACUCAGAAGAUGUUGGACAUGUUCAAGCGCCCCACUGAUCCGCCUGAGCACAACUACCUCUACCUGCUUCCUGGAGGUGCCUUCAUUGGAGGCUACGCUGCUGCUCUGAAUUCUGGUUAUAACAUUGAGCAGAUGAUGUACUUGGGCUCAGGUCUGUGCUGUGUUGGUGCCCUGGCUGGCCUUUCCAACCAGUCCACAGCCCGUCUGGGUAAUGCGUUGGGCAUGAUUGGAGUCGCCGGGGGGAUCGCUGCCACUCUGGGUGCCCUCAAACCAAAUCCUGAGCUUCUGGCACAAAUGAGUGCAGCCAUGGCUGUAGGCGGCACCGCUGGCCUGGCCAUUGCUAAGAGGAUCCAGAUCACUGACUUGCCCCAGCUGGUGGCUGCCUUCCACAGUUUGGUUGGUCUGGCCGCCGUGCUCACCUGUGUGGCGGAAUACAUGAUCGAGUACCCCCACUUCGCCACCGACCCCGCAGCCAACCUCACCAAGAUAGUCGCGUAUCUCGGCACCUACAUCGGCGGAAUCACUUUCAGCGGCUCUUUGGUAGCGUACGGCAAACUGCAAGGUGUGCUGAACAGUGCUCCCCUGAUGCUGCCCGGUCGUCACGCUCUGAAUGCCACUCUUAUGGCAGGUUCUGUUGGUGGGAUGGUUCCCUACUUGCUGGAUCCUAGCUACACCACAGGCCUCACCUGCCUUGGAUCCGUCUCCGCUCUCUCAGCUGUCAUGGGUGUAACCUUGACAGCAGCUAUCGGAGGUGCUGACAUGCCAGUGGUAAUCACUGUACUGAACAGUUACUCAGGCUGGGCCCUGUGUGCCGAGGGCUUCUUGCUCAAUAACAACCUGCUGACCAUCGUCGGAGCUCUCAUCGGGUCUUCGGGAGCCAUUCUGUCAUACAUCAUGUGUGUGGCCAUGAAUCGUUCUCUGGCUAAUGUGAUCCUGGGAGGCUAUGGUACGUCCUCCACCGGCACAGGAAAACCCAUGGAGAUCACAGGCACACACACCGAGGUUAACGUGGAUCAGACUGUCGAGAUGAUUAAAGAGGCCCAGAGCAUAAUCAUCACUCCAGGUUAUGGACUCUGUGCUGCAAAGGCCCAAUAUCCUAUCGCUGAGUUGGUGAAGAUGCUCCAAGAAGCUGGCAAGCAAGUCAGGUUUGGUAUUCACCCCGUGGCAGGACGUAUGCCCGGUCAGCUCAACGUGCUUCUGGCUGAAGCUGGUGUCCCGUAUGAUAUGGUCCUGGAAAUGGAGGAGAUUAAUGAGGACUUCCCUGAGACUGACCUUGUUCUGGUGAUCGGUGCCAAUGACACAGUCAACUCAGCCUCCCAGGAAGAUCCCAACUCUAUCAUCGCUGGUAUGCCAGUGCUGGAAGUCUGGAAGUCUAAGCAGGUGAUCGUGAUGAAGCGCUCGCUGGGCGUGGGAUACGCAGCCGUCGACAACCCCAUCUUCUACAAGCCCAACACGGCGAUGUUGCUCGGCGACGCCAAGAAGACGUGUGAUGCCCUGCAAGCCAAGGUCCGCGAGUCCCAGAGCCAAUAAGGCAACUGGGCUCCAAACAGACACCACCCACCCACAAAAGGCACACACUUAUGGAGUGAAGAAGACAUAAGACAAAUGAGACAAACAUUAUUCAGCAUUAACAUCAUCUUUGAAAAAAAAGGCAAACCCUUCCUAUUAUCUGUAAAUAAAAGAAACUGCAAAGUUUACCGUGAAAACUACACACGUGCUGCAGAAGCUGAGCGACGCAGACGCUGUAGGUUUUGUUUAGUGGUCCCACUGUAUUUAAGCACCGAAAUACAUUUUGCUCUUGAUGCUUUCUUUUAUUUCUUGAUAUUAGAGGAAGGGUGGUACAACAACAACAACAACAACAACCGUGCAUGUGCUCCAUGUAAUCUCAUGAAAACUGUCAGAAAUGUAGAUGCAUUAAGAUGUUAGAUAUGUAAAGUUCGUUAUUAAGAUAUUUUUUAGGUAAUCGUCGAAGGAGAACUUUUUGAUAAUUAGAUUUAAUUGAGUGAAAAUCAAAAGCGGAUACUGAAUCACCAGAGAAAGAAGUAGAAGAGACUUCAGCACUAACAUUAAAUUACCCACAUUUUAAAGCGCCGUCUUCACCCUUUUCCUCCGAGUUUGUUUUCGUUGUGGUAAAGUUGUGCGCUCAAAUGUUUAUAUCCGACGUUGCGUGUUUUCCUCUCCGUUCCCUCUUUCUCUACACAGGUAAAAGGAAAAAAAAAGCAGAAUAGUGCAACAUUUUGUAAAGUUCUUUCAGUUGGAGUUUUAUACUGUAUUGGGAGAUUUUUGUAUUCAAAAGAUCAUCAUAACGACAAUUACGUCAUGACAUUUUAGAAACUGUUGUGACAGUGAGAUUACACUGUUUUGUGCAUCUUCUUUUCUUUUUUUUCUUUUCACGUGUGUGCCGUGAAGUGGCUUCCACUCAUUUACUGAACCAACCACAUGGACCAAGAAGGUACAAAAUCCUUUCAAACCUCGUCUUUCCAGCAUUUACCGCAAUAAACCCCAGCUGUCCUGCAAUAACUCUUCCGUACAAACACACACACUCAUGUCACUCUGAUAGCUGAAUGGAUUUUAUGUUUUCGAUCCAUGUGAUUUUUAGAUAUGACAGUACAUGUGAUGCCUUAGCGUUUUUUGUGCCACUCCGAUAUCUACAUGUGUCCUUGUUAUUGCUCUCGAUGGAAAAUGAAGGGUAAUUGUUUGUAAAGGCCCAGAUGUUAAAUGACAUUUUGUGUGAAGUCUAAAACGACGACGCGUCUCUGCGAUUAUAUUGUGUUGCAACAUUUCAGAGUACAUGAAUUGUCCAGGUGAAUUUUUAAAUUUAAAUUGUAGACUUGUGCCAAACCUUACCCAAACCUUUACAAUCAGUCUGAAUACAUUAUUUGGCACAAUUAUAUAAAGGUUUGGACUUGAAUAGUUCAAGAAGGAGCCCUGAUGACCUGGAAGUAGCCACCACUCUUCUUAUGUCCUUACACAACUCAUCCAAAUCAUCAAAAACGUUGCCUUUGAGUUUUCAUUUUGAGGAUAUCAUAUUGACGUCACAUUGAAUUAGAAGGGAUUUAUACCAAUUCCAGGUUUGAGGAAGAAUAACCCAUGAGUUGCCACGUCAGCAGCUUUUGUCACUUUGAGCUCAUACAUACAAGUACUGUAAGAAGUUGGUUAUCUUGGGACCUGAUACAUUGACCAUGACAACGAUCCUACCUCACCACAAAACUCACCCCCCCCCGUACAAUCAGACCAAUCAACCUUUUACUGAAUUUGCAACAGGACACAGUGGACCAGUCAUCUUCUAGCCACACUUCAUUCCCUGAACCUGACCAACUGUCUUCAGUUUUCAUUGUUGUCAUUUUUUAACCAUCAGACCUCAGUUUGCCGUUUUUGCCGUUUUCUUGCGAGUUUUACUGCACCGCGUGCAGUAAAACUCGCAAGAAAACGGCACGCGGUGCUUGAGAUGUCAUGGAUGCUCACGUGAGGUUAUUAUAAAAACAUGUCAAUAAACACAAGCAACUGUUAUACACCCGCCUCAUGUUUGUAGUUUGUCGCCAUUUAUGAGGGAUUGAUCGAAUUAAAGACAGGUGGAAUAUUGUGAUAAUUGAUCCAAGACGACCCCCCUUUUUCCUUAAGAGUAUUUUUGUAAGCAGGCAUCGAAUGUGUGCAGAGCAGCAGUGGGAUUUGAAGUUGUUUCAGUGCACCACGUUGAAGAGAUGAAUUAACUGAAAUGUACUGUGAAUGUUUUCCCCCCCGUCUCUUUUGUUUGUCAUGGAACAGUUUCAUCCCUAAUAAACCUGUAUUUACACUA
Messenger RNA from Solea senegalensis (Senegalese sole), 5679 nucleotides. It is a transcript of the gene nnt, whose product is annotated as nicotinamide nucleotide transhydrogenase. Gene Ontology annotation, biological process: NADPH regeneration; proton transmembrane transport. The transcript is spliced from 22 exons. The coding region runs from base 147 to 3413 and encodes 1088 amino acids. Gene Ontology annotation, cellular component: mitochondrial inner membrane. Gene Ontology annotation, molecular function: NADP binding; NAD binding. The record is from RefSeq and is a predicted model, not a curated record. NCBI's taxonomy places the organism in Eukaryota, Metazoa, Chordata, Actinopteri, Pleuronectiformes, Soleidae.